Messenger RNA from Mustela erminea (ermine), 2079 nucleotides. RefSeq names its product chromosome 7 C20orf202 homolog (gene C7H20orf202). Lineage: Eukaryota; Metazoa; Chordata; Mammalia; Carnivora; Mustelidae. The record is from RefSeq and is a predicted model, not a curated record. The transcript is spliced from 3 exons. Bases 1 to 459 code for a protein of 152 amino acids.
AUGAUCCUGUUGGCAGCAGACUUUGGACUCUGGAGCCGCUGGGCACUGAGUGACUUAGCCAGACCCCACUCCCUCCCGGAAGCAGGUAGGAGACCGUAUAAAUCAAAGGUCCCUCGGGCCCAUCAGCAGGUCAACGUCAACAGUUCCUCCAAGGACACUGAGAUGAAAACAGAAGAGCCAACCGCAAGUCUUGGGCAGACCCUGGAGUGGCUGAGAAAGGAGCUGGCCGAUAUGCAAGUUCAAGACCAGAGACUCCUGCUCACACUGAGGCAUCUUCACAGUGUCCUGGAGGAGCUGCGCACUGAGAGUGCCCACUGGGAGGACUCCAGGUCCAGUGGAGGGACGUCCCCCGUCAGAGCUCGAGCAGGCUCUGAAGCCAGGGGUCAUCCUCCCAUCUCCACCAAGAGGCUCGCCCAGCUCCUCCAAGGGGUGGAGAGCAGACGAAGCUCCCUCCCUUAACUGGCCGGGCCUGACCCCCCGGCUUGAACCUUCCCACCACUUGUCCAAACUUCGUGAUGUUGCUGGGGGAGAGCACUGCAGUGGGAGUCAGGGAGCCAGGGCUCUGGGUUCUUCUCUGCGGUCAUCCGCGGUGUAUCCCUAAACCUGUCACUCAACUCUUCUGUUGCUCCUCCGGGUUUUUGGUGAGGCACAAAUAAGGUAUCAGAUGUUGACUUGCUUCCCAAACACUGGCCUCUGGCCAGCACCGGGACAGCGAUCCCCUCAAGGUGAUCAUUAGAACAAAGAAAGAACUCAGUGUGUGCCCAGGAUGUUUCCUGUUACUAUGGUGAAAAACAGACCCCCGCCCCAUUAGAGUGACUCCGCAAUUGUUUUCUGUCUUCCCAGGAGGCCUCCCCUUUCCUCUGUCUGAAAGCCACAGACCCCAUUACCAAUCUGGCCCUACAGAUGGGCAUGUGACCAGGCCUGGCCAAUAAUAACUCGCGAUCACCCUAACAACAUGAUUGGCCCAACCGGGGACCAUGCGACUCAACAGAGCCAAUCACAGCCCUUCUCUGGGAUCCUUCUCUGGGAUCCCGCUCUGUAUGUUCUUGCCCCUGGAGUUGCAAGGGCCACACGCACUUGCCGGGUGAAGAAGACCUGAGCGCACUAGCAAGGAAAUAGAGGUGGAGAGAGGGCCGUGGAGAGCUGGGCAGAGAGGAAGGUGCUGGUUUCAGGCCCUAGUUCUGUGAGUUACUUCUGUAUUCUUUCCAGUGACAGAAACCAGUAAGUCCCACGACCGCCGUCCUCCGCCACACACACAUUAGGUUUUGCUUAAGCCGACUUGAGAGGGGUUUCCCUCCUGUGCAGCCAAAAGGAUCGGGAGGAACACAAUCCGGAUGUUCAAAGAUGCAAAGAGAAAUGCUGAAGAAAAGGGCAUUUUGCUCACUCAGGAUUGACAGCAACAGCUCUGCGACCGCAGACCCAGUCUGUUCUCAGUUGUGUGGGGUGCUGGCCUCAUCACUUUGACAGACUCUAUCUGCCUAAGAGAGACUUUAAGUAAGACAGCCGAAAAUUUAAAAAGCCUCAUGUUGAGAUGGUCCAGUUAUUGGUAGGACUUUUGUUUUUGGAAAAUCCACUUGCACGUUGUUAGAAUAUCAUUUUUAUGGCUUUGAAAAAGUAAACCCAUUGUAUACAGAGGCAAAGAGGGGGGAGGAGUGUUAUAUGUACAAUGUUUAUAGUCAGAUUAACCUGGGAUUUUAAUACAAUAUUUGAUAAUAUAAAAAAUAUUUGUCCAUCAAUAGCUGAGUGGAUAGACAGAAUAUGGUAUAUACAUGAAAUGGAAUGUCGGUUGUUGAAAAGGAAGGAAAUUCUGGCAUGUGCUACAACAUGGGUGACCCUUGAAGACAUGAUGCUAAGUGCCAGGAGCCAGUCACGGAAGGACAUUGUACGAUUCCAUUUAUAUGAGGUACCUGGAGUAGUCAAAUCCAUAGAAACAGAGAGUAGAAGCAUGGUGGCCAGGAGCUCAGGGAGGGGACAAUGGGGAGUUGGUGUCUAAAGGUAACAUUGACCUUAUGCUACGUUUUAUCACAGCUAAAAAUAAAUACUUAAAAAAAAAUACCUGUUCUGUGAUUCUGGGACUGG